This is a messenger RNA of Morus notabilis, 1130 nucleotides long. Its product is annotated as transcription repressor OFP15. Bases 112 to 990 code for a protein of 292 amino acids. The record is from RefSeq and is a predicted model, not a curated record. NCBI's taxonomy places the organism in Eukaryota, Viridiplantae, Streptophyta, Magnoliopsida, Rosales, Moraceae. The transcript has a single exon. Gene Ontology annotation, biological process: negative regulation of DNA-templated transcription.
AAAAUCAUUUUUUUGAAAUUCCACAACAACAACACUAUUUCUCAACAUCAAGAGAAGCAAUAAAGUGAGAAAGAAAACCUCCCCCACCAAAAGAAAAUCAGAAAGAAAACAAUGAAGCUCCCUUUUCUCUCCAACCAAACAGAUUCAAGAUCUUCCAGUUCAACUACUUCCACAUGGCCUUGGCCUUCAUGUACCCAAACCAGAACUCUCUCCUUCCGAACCACAAACGACAUCUUCAAAACCGUCAACUCAGCCUUCUUAGAAACCCCUCCUCAUGAAACGACGCCCGUCAAUGAGGAUUCCACCAACACCUCCUCCGAAACGACCGAUGAUCGAAUCCGAAGCUGCGAAAGCUUUUCGACAGCGUCGGAGGACCAAUCUGGGGGCGACCCGGUUGAGGAAGUGAUUAAAGGAUUGAUAAGGUCCGAAAGACUUUUCUUCAAGCCCGAGGAAACAAGCUCCAUCCUUGAAGAAGCCAAACCAGUGGUCGUUGAAAAGAGUAUUGUGCCGUUUAAGGAGAGCGUGGCGUUAUCGAUGGAAUCGAAAAACCCUUACUUGGAUUUCAAGAAAUCGAUGGAGGAAAUGGUGGAGGCUUUAGGGAUAAAGGAAUGGGAAGGGCUUGAGGAGCUUCUUUGUUGGUAUUUGAAGAUGAAUGGGAAGGACAAUCAUGGUUAUAUUGUUGGAGCAUUUGUGGAUUUGUUGGUAGGUCUUGCUUUUAAUAAUUCGAAGUCGUCACCUAAUUGUAGUUGUAAUGUUAUUACUAGUAGUAAUUCUAAUUUAUGUGAUUCUCCUUAUUCUCCUUUAUCAUUUUGUAAUACUUCUUCUUCUUCUUCUUCUUCUUCUUCUUCUUCUUCGUGUUCUUCUAGUACUACUACUCCUUGUGUGUCGUCUAUAGGAGUUGGAGAAGAGAUUGAAACUCCUUGUUUGUCUUCUUUGUUUGAAAGUACAGAAGAAGAGGAAGAAGAUGAUGAUGAUGAGGCUUCAUCUUAGUUUAAUUUAUUAACAUAAUAUUUUAAUUAGAUAUGUGUUUUUUUUAAUGAUUAUUGUAUGGAAAAGUUAACAGCUGAAAUCAUGGCCAAACUUUCAGUUAUAGCUCCCAGAAAUAAUGGCUAAAACUUUUUGUUUGUGAC